AUUCGAGCAUCGUCACGUCAACUUCGCUUGACGCUGGACUUCUCCUUGCUCGUUUCUCACAGUUCGCUUCUGUUCUCGCCGUCCGGAAGUACGCGAACUCAGUCCGGAGUUCUCCUCGGCCGAAGCAAAACCCUUAAGACCUAUUAAAGCUGAUUCGUAACAUUCAAUGGCGAAGAAGAGGAAAACCAUAGAACCCGAGCCCCAGCCACCUCCUCCGAAGGAAGUAUCCGAAGAAGAAGAAGAGGACGAGGAUGAAGACGAAGACGAAGAAGAGGGCGAGUCCGCCUCGGAAGAACAAGAAGACGAAGAAGAGUCGGAAUCGGAAUCCUCAGAAGACGAAGACGAGGCGUCGAAGCGAGAAACCAUUAAGCAACUCCUCGAACCAUUCACCAAGGACCAGCUCAUCACCGUCCUCUUAGAAGCCUCCGCUAACAACCCUUCUCUGGUCUCUCAGCUCGUCAAAUCGACUGAAUCGGACCCCGUUCACCGCAAAAUCUUCGUCCACGGCCUUGCCUGGGACGCCACGGACGAGACCCUGACCUCCGCGUUCAAGCCGUUCGGCCCAAUCGAAGAAUGCAAGGCCGUCACUGAUAAGGCCACCGACCGGUGCAAGGGUUACGGUUUCGUCCUCUUCAAGACCCGCGCUGCAACGCAAAAGGCCCUCAAGGAGCCGCAGAAGAAGAUCGGCAACCGCAUGGCCUCGUGCCAGCUCGCGGCCGCCGGUCCCCCAUCGGCCGCCCCAGUUUCGGCGAACGCGAGCUCACGGAAGAUGUACAUUGCAAACGUCGCGCCGCAGGUCAGCCCGGAGAAGCUGCGGGCCUUCUUCGCGAAGUUCGGGGAGAUUGAUGAUGGACCUUUGGGUAUGGAUAGAGUGACGGGUAAGUUUAGGGGUUUUGCUAUAAUUGUGUACAAGAGCCUAGAAGGUAUCAAUAAGGCGUUGCAAGAGCCUGUCAAGGAUUUUGAAGGCAUGAAAUUAGAGUGUUCUCCUUUCGUGGAAGGGCGAAAUUCCAAAACCGUCAAGAAGGCUGCACCGGCAGCAGCAGCCAUGGGGGGCGGUGCAGUUGGUAUUGGGGGUGCUUCAACGACCCUGAACAAUGUCGGAUUUCAGAAUUUUCCAGUUGGAUUAAAUCAGGGAUUAGUUGGUCAGAAUUAUCACCCAGCGGUGGCUCUUUUGGGGCAGAAUGCAGGUUUGGGUUUAUUGAAUCCUUUGUUGGGAUUUGGUGGGGGCUCCUUAAACCAGGUGGUCAUGAACCCGUCAUUCCCCGGUGCCAUUUCGGCGCCUUUGAACAGAAACUCGGGCGCUUCAAUGGGAUUGAAUGCUGGUUUUGGCGUGCAACAGGACAUUAAUACCAUAAGCCCGAGUGUGAUCAAUGCAUAUAAUUCUCAGGCUGCUUUGCCAGGGUUUGGUGCUUAUCAAAACUCCCUGUUGGGUCAGACAUCUGCUUCUGGGGUAUCAUCAGUAGGGAGAGGACAACCUGGUGCCGGAUCUGCUGGGUCGAAUUUAGGGCGCUAGUGGUCGAAAGGAUUUGUCGGUCAAUGGACCUUCGCAACUGCAAUGCUGUCUC
Molecule: messenger RNA, 1565 nt
Organism: Rhodamnia argentea
Lineage: Eukaryota; Viridiplantae; Streptophyta; Magnoliopsida; Myrtales; Myrtaceae
Product: UBP1-associated protein 2B-like
Exons: 2
Coding region: 167-1513 (448 amino acids)
Molecular function (GO): RNA binding
Source: RefSeq, a predicted model, not a curated record